UACAGGUUUGCUGAGCACAUCAGCAAAUCCUUCCUCACUCUCACUGUCGCAGAUGGAGUCAUGGGAACUGCACAAGUUCCCAGUAAGAUCCCUGUACAUAUACAUACAGUGGUUUAAGUAAGGAAUGCUAGUAGAAACUACAUUGUCUAUAAAUUAUAGCCAGAAAACAUACCUAGCCUGACAUGCCUUUAAUCAGUUAAUAGAGUGUGUAAAAAGGUGUGCUUUGCUGAGAUCCAAUUGUCGCGCCUGGAUGCAUAAUCAGAACUAAGGUCCUAGACUUAUGGUGGAUAAGAGCCCUGACCAGGAGCACAACUUUGGCUUAAAGGUAUGCCCCAGCUUUUAGUGAUCAGGAUAGAACUGAUAAAAAUAGUUGGUUGACCUAGAACACUGUGUAUCUUUUUAAAUGAAGUUAACCAGCCUUGAUCGGUUGUUUUUAGAUACAGACGUUAAUCAUUAAAGCUGGUCCCAAGCUCCACUGCUAAUAAGGUUAAUGGAGCUUGUCUUUGGCCUUGGACUGAGGCAGUAUGUGUGGAUACUUUGGGUGGAUAAGUUCGAGAUGAUGGAUAAGUUGGUUUUCCCUGUAGAAAUUGCAUUAAAUGGAUAGAUUUGAGCACCUUUCACCUUAAGUUUGUUUAUCAUAUUAGACAAUUAGCAUUCUGGCCUACACAAACCUAGGAGCGGAGACCAAACAGAAGGAGGAUCAGACAAGACAAGCGACGGAGGACGAGCUGGCCGUAGACCCUGCUGCCUCCCCGUUUUCCCUGCCGUCUGCGUCCGGAGGAUGAGCCCAGCCUUCAGGGCCAUGGACGUGGAGCCCCGCACCAAGGGCGUCCUGCUGGAGCCCUUUGUCCACCAGGUUGGGGGGCACUCUUGUGUUCUACGCUUCAAUGAGACGACCCUGUGCAAGCCCCUGGUCCCGAGGGAGCAUCAGUUCUACGAGACCCUCCCAGCUGAGAUGCGCAGAUUCACUCCCCAGUACAAAGCUGUUUUGAUAUUUGUUAGGUUUGCAGAUGAGUUUGGGGCCUCUGGCAACAUAGAGACUAAGGAACAGGGUGUGGUGUCUGUGCGCUUUGAAGAAGAUGAAGACAGGAACUUGUGUUUAAUAGCGUAUCCAUUAAAAGGGGACCAUGGAACUGUGGACUUUGUAGACAAUUCAGACUGUGAACCAAAAAGUAAGCUUCUAAGGUGGACAAACAAAAAACAUCACAUGUUAGAAACGGAAAAGACCCCCAAGGACUGGGUGCGCCAGCACCGGAAAGAAGAGAAGAUGAAGAGCCAUAAGUUAGAAGAAGAAUUUGAAUGGCUAAAGAAAUCUGAAGUCUUAUACUACAGUGUAGAAAAAAAGGGGAGUAUAAGUUCCCAGCUCAAACACUAUAAUCCUUGGAGCAUGAAAUGUCACCAGCAACAGUUACAGAGAAUGAAGGAGAAUGCAAAGCAUCGGAACCAGUACAAAUUUAUAUUACUGGAGAACCUGACUUCCCGCUACGAGGUGCCUUGUGUCUUGGACCUUAAGAUGGGCACACGCCAGCAUGGUGAUGAUGCUUCAGAGGAGAAAGCAGCUAACCAGAUCCGAAAAUGUCAGCAGAGCACAUCUGCAGUCAUUGGUGUGCGUGUGUGUGGCAUGCAGGUAUACCAGGCAGGCACUGGGCAGCUUAUGUUCAUGAACAAGUACCAUGGGCGGAAACUAUCAGUGCAGGGCUUCAAGGAAGCACUUUUCCAGUUCUUCCACAACGGUCGGUACCUGCGUCGAGAGCUCCUGGGCCCUGUGCUCAAGAAGCUGGCUGAGCUCAAGGCAGUGUUGGAACGACAGGAAUCCUACCGCUUCUACUCAAGCUCCCUGUUGGUUAUCUAUGAUGGCAAAGAGUGGCCUGAAGUGGCCCUGGACUCGGAUGAGGAGGACUUGGAGGACCUGUCAGAGGAGUCAGCUGAUGAGUCUGCUGGUGCCUAUGCCUAUAAGCCCAUUGGUGCCAGCUCAGUGGAUGUGCGCAUGAUCGACUUUGCUCAUACCACUUGCAGGCUGUAUGGCGAGGACAGUGUGGUGCAUGAGGGCCAGGAUGCUGGCUAUAUCUUUGGGCUCCAGAGCCUGAUAGACAUUGUUACAGAGAUAAGUGAGGAGAGUGGAGAGUGAACUUGCUGGUUGCUCCAGUACUUGAGAGAGACUCUGUGUCCCAGACACAGCUGUGCUGCGUCAGGGAGGAGGCCAGUAUGGCCAGGUAGGGGUCCCUGCAGCCUGGAGCUGAUGUGCAGUGGCCUCUGUGAGCCCCAACCCGAGCCAGCUCCAGCUGCACUCGGAAGUCUUUAUUUAUUUUAACUAUUUCUUCAACAUUCCACAUUUGAUGAUGCAGAUACCUCUUUGUUCCCUGAGUGUAAAUGUUCUAAUACAGAUCUUUUUGUUUAUUGUA
Ictidomys tridecemlineatus (thirteen-lined ground squirrel) is the source of this 2402-nucleotide messenger RNA. It is a transcript of the gene Ip6k2, whose product is annotated as inositol hexakisphosphate kinase 2. Gene Ontology annotation, cellular component: nucleus; cytoplasm. The record is from RefSeq and is a predicted model, not a curated record. Gene Ontology annotation, biological process: inositol phosphate biosynthetic process; phosphatidylinositol phosphate biosynthetic process. Gene Ontology annotation, molecular function: inositol hexakisphosphate kinase activity. NCBI's taxonomy places the organism in Eukaryota, Metazoa, Chordata, Mammalia, Rodentia, Sciuridae.